Messenger RNA from Alternaria triticimaculans, 4560 nucleotides. RefSeq lists its product as uncharacterized. The record is from RefSeq and is a predicted model, not a curated record. Gene Ontology annotation, cellular component: cytosol. Gene Ontology annotation, molecular function: aminoacyl-tRNA deacylase activity; isoleucine-tRNA ligase activity; tRNA binding. Gene Ontology annotation, biological process: isoleucyl-tRNA aminoacylation. Lineage: Eukaryota; Fungi; Ascomycota; Dothideomycetes; Pleosporales; Pleosporaceae. Bases 1 to 4560 code for a protein of 1519 amino acids. The transcript has 3 exons.
AUGGAAGACGGAAUCAUGCAGCUACAGCCUGGGCGCAGUGUAGGCUUCAUGACCCUCGGUUGCUCCCUACACGAGGUACUGACGACGAUCAAAGCCGAAGUCAAGGCCUUCCCACGCUUCCAACUCUACCACGACGAACUACGACCUAUAUCAUCACCCGUUCAAGUCGUCCUCCCUGACAACGGUCUGAGGCUACAGUUCGACGGCCCCGACCAGCGCCUGCGCCUCAUCGAAGUGCUCGAUUUCGCAAAGGCCAAGUUGGUAUACAAGGACAUCGACGUAUAUAAGCCCGGUGAAGGAGGCUUCUCGGGCGGCGUAUCAGGCCCAAGGUUUCGACAUGUCUACGACAAGCUGCUGGGACCGACCUAUGGCGGAGAGUACAUACCCCCGAAGUCCGAAGACCCGAAUGCGAGCGGCACAUACAACCUAUCGUAUCCAGGGAUAGCGUUCAACUUCCCAGUUCAACACUCCGCCUACUCUCCAAAGAAGGACUUCAUCUCGCUUCUGUCCUCGUCAGCUACUGGGUCUGCAACAUCCAUGGCGGUCUUCAACGGCGAGUCAUGGCAGAAAGCCCGUGGAACAUUGUUCACAGCAAUACCGCCGAAUCCGAGGUCGUUGGCCCUAGGCAAAGCAAAAGAUGGUGGUCCAGACGAGAUCGAGACGGUCAAGGUACACGGAGAGGGUAGGAUAGAGCUCGUCAGGCGCUCCAGUCCUCCAUUCUGGAUCGUCCUCAGCGAGACAACGCCACAGGAUUUGAUCAUGGAGCUUGGUGCCCCAGACUCCAUCUACCGCAAGAACGAUCAUCGCCUAUCAAUACAUAAAGACCGGAGGACAAGUGACGCGUCAGAUCUCUCGCCUGGUGGUCUCACUCCAGAUGAUGACUCAGACCACGGCUCGGUCGUCAGAAGCGACGACGAAGAUGCUUGGGAAGAUGAUGACGAGGCCGCACUAGAAGCUCAGGAGCGAGAAGUCGCUGCGGCUGAGCACUUCUACAAUUACUACCAUCAUGGCUUUGACAUUCUUAUCUCUCAACCCACGCAGAUCUCCCCACCUUCUCCUACCGCAGAGAGGCACGAGUCGGAACUACAUGCGCAAGGCGAGCUCAGCGCGCAACCCCUAAACCACCUUACCGCAAUCAAGAUCAUAUUCCACGGUAACGUGCCUGGUUCGUACCAAUUCAAUCGGCACAGACGAAGCAGAUGGACGCUCGAGCACGUCCCAUCAGCCAUGUACCGCGAUCCCCUUAGUUCGGAGAUGGGCUUUGGAGACAUUUCCGGUCGGCUGAAGGAAGUAUUCAAGCCAUACUACGACAAUGAAGAGCAGGAGAGAUUACAGCAACGCGGCAUGGCCCUGAACAGAGGCUGGGGCGACAGCCCUGGUAGUAGCUGCGAACUUCUUGGAGGAUGGGAAGAGAGUUCCGGCAAGAAGAGCAAGUUCGCGAAUGCCGGCAGUGUAUUGAUGGAGGGCGCUGCUGAUGUCGGAAACGUAGAGCUGUUUGGAUUUCCGGGCAUGGUGUUUGAGGUGCUGAAGAACGGAGCUGCGAGCCCCGAACGCGUUGUACGUUAUGGACACCUGGAGAAGCGGUUGAAUGGACAGAAUGGCGAGGCGGAAGGCAAUGCGCCAAAAGAGACAUUUACUUUGCAUGAUGGACCGCCAUACGCCAAUGGGCCAUUGCACAUUGGACAUGCCUUGAAUAAGAUCACCAAGGACAUCAUCUGCAGACACCAGGUCGGACAGGGAAAGAAGGUGUCAUAUAUACCUGGCUGGGACUGCCAUGGUCUGCCCAUUGAGAUCAAGGCUCUGCAGGCGCAAAAGAAGGAUGCGGCGCAAGCCGACCCUGUAAGCGUGCGUGACGCUGCGCGCGAACUGGCGACUCGGACGAUUGAAGAACAGAAGCGCGGCUUCAAGGAAUGGGCUGUCAUGGGUGACUGGGACAACGCGUAUCAGACCAUGGAGCGAGGCUUCGAGAUCAGACAGCUGGAAGUGUUCAAGAGCAUGUUUGAGAAGGGCUUGAUUUACAGGCAGUUCAAGCCUGUCUACUGGAGCCCGAGUUCGAGAACAGCGCUUGCGGAAGCCGAACUGGAGUACGAUGAGGGUCACAAGAGCUUAGCUGCUUUUGUGCGAUACCCAGUACAUCUUUCAGAGGCUUUGAAGAACGGGGCUUUGAAGAAGGUAGACCGUGAAGUUAGCGUAGUCAUCUGGACGACCACACCCUGGACUCUGCCCGCGAACAAAGCGAUCGCGGUUCACAAGGACAUGCAAUACUGCGUAGUCAAGGAUGCUGAGAAGGACGGCGAACUGAUCCUGGUCGCAGCUUCACGAGUAGCGGAGUACGAGAAGAUUCUUGAGCGGAAGCUCGAAGUAGUCCUCGCAGACGUGCGUGGUGCAGAUCUCGCCGGUCAAGUUCAGUACGAGAAUCCGUUCCAGAAGGCAAAUGGACUGCAGCCGAUAAUUCAUGCCGACUUUGUCACCGACUCCUCAGGUACUGGAUUAGUCCAUCUCGCUCCUGGACAUGGUAUGGACGACUACAACGUAUGCAUGGCGCUCAACGUUCCAGCUUUUGCGCCCAUAGAUGAUGCUGGUGCUUUCACCAAGGACGCGUUUCCGGAACAACCCGAGCUUCUGGAAGGUCUACCUGUCGCUGAUAUCAAGAAGUCGGGUAGCAAUGCUGUAUGCAACCAUCUCCAGACGCUGGACAUGCUUCGGGGCAAGCAAAACUACCGCCACAAAUAUCCCAUCGACUGGAGAACGAAGGAACCUGUCAUCACGCGUGCUACUGAACAGUGGUUCGCCAACGUAGAAGGUAUCAAGGACGCGUCGAUGAAAGCGAUUGCCGACGUCAACUUCAUGCCUGAGACUGGUAGAAGUCGUCUAGAGAGCUUUAUUCAGGGACGCAGCCAAUGGUGUAUCUCGCGACAACGUGCUUGGGGUGUCCCUAUCCCCGCCCUGUACAAGGUCGAGGGCGACACACUAACAGCGAGCAUGGACUCUGAGACCAUCGACCAUAUCAUCGAGGUAAUCAAAGAACGUGGCAUCAACGCCUGGUGGACGGACUCGCAGGACGAUCCAGCUUGGAAGCCGAAGCAUCUCACCGGAACAUACGUACGCGGUAGAGAUACCAUGGACGUCUGGUUCGAUAGUGGCACCAGUUGGAAGCUCCUUCCGCAGCAAAAAGACAAGCCUGUUGCUGAUGUAUACCUUGAAGGCACUGACCAACACCGCGGCUGGUUCCAGUCAUCACUCCUUACCCACGUCGCAACCCAGCCUUACUCUACAGAGACCGUCAAAGCACCAUACAAGACUCUGAUCACCCAUGGCUUCACGCUCGACUCCGACGGCCGCAAGAUGAGCAAAUCUCUCGGCAACGUUAUUUCCCCAUCCCAAAUCAUGUCCGGCGAACUCCUCCCACCCGUGAAACGAAAGAAGCAAAAAGGCGUCAAGCAAGACCCAGCAACUAAGCACACACCAACAUACGAUGCCAUGGGCGCCGAUGCUCUUCGCCUCUGGGCCGCAAGCAGCGACUACAUGCGCGACGUCACGAUCGGGCAGCCCGUCCUAAUGUCCGUAAACCAAGCUCUCCACAAGUACCGCGUCACCUUCAAAUGGCUGCUAGGCAUCUUCUCGCUUCCAUCGUGCCCACCACCCUUCGCCUCUUUCAACGAACUCACACCCUCCAUCGCCGAAUUCAGCGAACUCACUGACCGCCUUGCCGUUCACCGACUGGUACAAGUCAGUGCAGAAGUACACAAUCACUUUGGCAGAUACGAGUUCUUCAAAGGUGUCAACGCGAUCAACAAGUACAUUUCCAUGGAUCUGAGCGCUUUCUACUUCGAAACACUCAAAGACCGGGUGUACACUGGCGACACAAAGGACUGCGAGACACUUCAGCGCGUUUUGGGACUCAUCUUCUACGAGCUGUUGCAAAUGCUUGCUCCAGUCUGUCCGCUGCUUGUUGAAGAGGUCUGGGAUUAUGUCCCUGCGGAGCUCAAGGAGAAGAGUGUUCAUCCCGCACGCGCGGUUUGGUCGCCUCUCCCCGCGCUCGCGGCGUUUGAAUCUGCUAGUCUGGAGGCCAUGAGCGAGACAACUAGCACGCUGGGCGCAGCCAUCAAGAUCGCACAAGAGCGUCUCCGUGCCGAGAAGAAGAUCGGUUCAAGUCUCGAGAGCGCAGCGACGGUUUACCUACCAAAGUCGACCAACGCGGAGAUUUUCUACGCUGAGUUCACGAAAUGUAUGCAGCCUACAUUCCUCACGCCAACGGAUCUCGAAACUCAGCUCGCUGGCCUCUUUGUUAUCAGCGAUCUUCGAUUUUGGACACCAACAGGGUCGUUUUUUGCGAACAAUGUGUUCACGGCGGAGGAUUCUGAUACGUUGAAGCAGCGGUCGCAGUGGUGGGAGGAGGAAGCGCUUUCGAGUGAUGCGGGGGUGUUGGGGAAAGCGAAGGUGCUGGUGCACCCGCCUAGUGGGCAGAAGUGCCCGAGGUGUUGGCGCUUUGUCAAGGAGGAGAAGGAGGAGAUUUGUGGGAGGUGUAAGGGUGUUGUUUCGCAGCAGGGUGGGGUAUAG